GCCAACAUGAAACUCUCCAAAGUCGCAUUGAUUGGCCUCCUAUUUGUCGUUGCCCGUGUACAAGCUCAAGACCCCCUUCCUGCAUCGAAUGACACGCCCGUAGUUCAAAUCAACGACAUCAACUCGUUUGAAACUACAUUAGACAACAUCGAUAAACCUACGCAAGGUGAAGUUGCUGCGGCGGCUGCUGUGGACGCCGGCGCUACGGAGUACCAAGCGGCCGAAAUCGCCGAUGCCAUCGACAACGAAGGCGCCUCGGCUGCGUCCGCGUCCAUCGAUGCCGGUUUGACCAACUCGCAAGCUGCCGAAGUGAUCACGGAAGUGGUGACUGCGUCCGAAGACAUCCCCUCGCAAGGCGAAGUGGCUGCUGACGCCGCCGCGGACGUUGGUGCCACCGAUGCCCAAGUCGAAGAAAUCAAGGAUGCCAUCGACAGCGGUGCGUCUGCUGCCUCGGCUGCGUUGGACGCCGGCCUGUCGGACGCCCAAACGGCCGAAGUGAUUGACCAAGUGACGACCGCCUCGGACGAAAUUGCGGACCCCGCCGACGUGGCCGCGGCGGCUGCCCAAGCGGCCGAAAUCGCCGAUGCCAUCGACAACGAAGGCGCCUCGGCUGCGUCCGCGUCCAUCGAUGCCGGUUUGACCAACUCGCAAGCUGCCGAAGUGAUCACGGAAGUGGUGACUGCGGUCGCUGCGUCAGUGGACGCCGGUGCCUCUCCUUCGGAUGCUGCGGCGGACGCUGGUCUGUCAUCGUCGGCUGUCGCUGCAGUGGAUGAUAUUGUGGACAAGUCGUCCGUGCUACCUUGCACGACGACCCCAACUCCUACUGCUCGACUUCGAGGUGCCUGUACUAGUUCUAGCUUUGCUGCGUAA
Aphanomyces astaci is the source of this 870-nucleotide messenger RNA. RefSeq lists its product as hypothetical. The coding region runs from base 7 to 870 and encodes 287 amino acids. The record is from RefSeq and is a predicted model, not a curated record. The transcript has a single exon. Lineage: Eukaryota; Oomycota; Saprolegniomycetes; Saprolegniales; Verrucalvaceae.